CGCCCAGCCGAAGCCUUCGCCAAACCCAAAUGUCAGUUGAUCGUAGCAGGCCGUCGGGUUCGGAAGUGAGUGCUUGUUUUACAGUGUACUCUGUGCAGCAGCUUUUUGCGGAUAUACAGACUGCAAUAAAUCUAAGGUUUGCGCGCGGGCUUUCGCGCAUUGGAGCAUAGUCUCUCGUGAUCACGUUCGGGAUUUUGCAGCGGGCAGACUUUUGGAAAGUGAUCGAUCAACUUCGAGAGCAGUGGAACGGAUUUUUCUUUCUUCCAUUGAGCGCUUUGUCUAUAAGACGAUUUGGUGAUCGCGUGUUUUGGAGAUUUUUUCCUAUGUUAUGCUGACCAUAUCUACAUAUAUGCGUUGUAUCGCGAGUGAUGUGCAUGGAAAAGUGAAAGAGUGAAAUUGCGAAAAAAAUAUUCAUCGUUGAAAAGAGGAAUAAUUGAUUUUUGGUUGGUUAUUUUCUGUAAGAAAAAUUGAAGGAAGUUUAAAAACCAAAUUGUGUUUGAAACGAGUAAAGGACCUAAGUGAAAAGUUCGUUGGUAAUCUCGUAAGUGUCUUAUAAAACUGCAUACUCAAACCGGUACAUGUUUUUUAUUCCGAUAAAUGAGAAACGUCAUAAAACUGGAGAAAGAGGAAAGUCUUGGAUCAGUGCGAACAGUCCAUCGGGUGUGUAAUUGUAGGGGUUUUGUGGAGAACCGGGAGCAGUCUGGCGUGACCAAAACCUUCUUCCCAAUGGACGAAGAAAACUAAUAUUUAUUCUGUCCGAGUUUCUGCUUGAUGCUUGAGAGUUGGUACGGAACGGACGGGGAGGCGAUCAACCGAGUGCAAGGUGAAACGAGUGGAUCAUAAGAAUUGUUGUGUGGAGCUUAGAGCUUCAAUUGCUUGAGUGCAGUUAGGAACAAAAAAGGGAUCGGCUCAGAAACGUUUGAGAGCGAUCGUGGAAAAGCAAGGCCAACUCGAUUUACUACGCUCUGCAGCGGACUACUACAACAAUUUGCGAAGCCAGAGGAUAUAGGCAGAUACGACACUAUAACUAUACCUAGAACCGCCGCUGAUUGUGGACUCGUGUAAUUUUGGCCUUGUCGGUUGGCGCGAGCCAAUUCGCCGGAAAGCCAUGUGCUCCGUUAGAACCAUCGUCGUGUGGCAGCUGCGUUAGUGGGUCAAAUUCUGCACUCUAACUGUGUGUUCGGUGAUCGGUGGAAUUUUCUUGGGUUCCUCAAAAGGAUAGAGUCGUCAGAACGUCGCAAUGACGUCAUCGAAUGAUAUCGGUGGAGGAGGUGGCGGCGGACAUAAUGUGCGUCACCAUCACCACCACCAUCACCGAAGUGGAAGCAAUAGUCAGAACAAUAUUGUUGGCAGGAGAAUCAGCAAUGUAAGCGUGAACAAUAUGCAUAGCAACAGCAGCAACAACAACAAUAAUGGCAGUUCGAACAACAUCAAUGCCAGCUACAAUCACAACAACAACAACAACAACAGCUCUCGGAUGGAGAAGGAGAAAGACUGGGAUUUUAAGAAAAGUACAAAAUAUCCCGACUCGGACGACUGUGAUUCCCUUCCACCUCCACCACCGCCGGAAGACGAUCCCUACUUUGACGAUCUCCAUUCACCAACGACCCUGCAUCACAACGGGCACCUUCACCACCUGAACCUUAGCCUGGACACAUCCCCCCAUGGAGAUUCCAGUCCCGACAAACCCCGCAAACAUCGAUCCAACUCGGACAGCAGUCAAACGAAGCAUCAUCGGAACGGCGGACUACACCACAAGUCAUCCAAUGGGCAUCAUCACCAUCACCACCACCAUCACCAUCAUCGACAUCCCAACAAGAACAGCCGAGCGGAUUCGGUCCUGUCCAGCGAUUCGGACAUUCGGUUUACCCGGAGAAAGCUGGGGGAUAACCAGAAGUGUGGCUGUGCGCUGAUUGCGGGCUUUUUGCUGAUACUGCUGUUUGCUGGAGUCAUUGUCUACGUGGGAUACACCUAUCUACGGCCAGAACCGCUCCCAGAUCGAAUAUUCCGAGCGCGGUUGCGGGUAGUGGAUGGCGAUUCUUGGAUACCGGAACUGGCGGAUCAGAGCACACCUCGAUUCCAGCAACGAGCACGGGACUACCGGGAACGAAUCAACCUGAUCAUGCGACGAUCUGACUUGAGGGAACCGUAUGAGGGAAGUGAAAUUCUGGCACUUGAUGGCAACGAAGGCGAAGAUCUGACCCUACACUUUGCGAUGUACUUCGACCCGUACGCCGAACUAGUCUCCACGGCCGAUCUGCACUCGAUCCUCAUGGAGGAGAUCAUCUCCGAGCAUCCACGCUACUUCCGUAAUCUAACGAUCGAUCCGUCCAGUUUGAUCAUCAAGGAAGUUCUUGGCCAGUUUGACGACAUUCCGGGGACUUCGUCCUCUCCGCUAGGUGGCAAGGAUGACGAGAUCAGCGAAGUGGUAACCACCGUACGACCUCCACGAAAGUGUGAACCCCUGCGUCUUAACUACUGUCGGUCGGUCGGUUACAACAUGACGACCUAUCCGAACUUCUUCGGGCACGGUUCGAUCGAAGAGGUCGAAGCUGACCUGAUCUCAUUCCGGGAACUAGUCGACGCGGAGUGCUUCCGACAAGCAUUCGAUUUCGUCUGUCGAUUGCUUCAACCGCCGUGCGAGUACCGCAGGAUCGAGGAACCAGUGGCUGGUAAGAUCUGUCGUCAGUAUUGCCAAGCCUUCUGGAGCGGAUGCGGUGAUCGACUACCGGAACGAUUCAAGAAGUUCUUGGAUUGCGAACGGUUUCCGGAGUCUACGGCGAUCCAGUCGUGCCAUAGUCGACCGGGCUGCACCAGUGAAUUGCAAUCGAAUGCUCUGUCCUCGCGACUGUGCGACGGAGUGGCCGACUGUCCGGAUCUUUCCGAUGAGAACACCUGCACGUUCUGUCCGUACGGAGCGAUCUACUGUGGUAGAGGUCGAGCAUGCUAUGCGAAAAAUGCUCGCUGUGACGGAAAAAUGGAUUGCCCCGAUGGAAGCGACGAGAAGGAUUGUCUAUCAAUCUCACCUCAAGUGACCUAUCUGACAUUCCCACCACCCAUCGCACCCUACCGGCCUCGCUUCUUCUCGGAAGGCUACGCAGUAUUCUCCGAAAAGGGUACAACCGGUAAACUGUGUUCCGUGGGCAUGGAAGGGAACGACUACGUGCGCAGUACAGUUGCCGAAUCGCUGUGUAAAGCGCUUGGCUUCGAACGGGUGGACUAUUCGCAGAUUCGCAACGAUACGGAACCGAACACAAGCUAUGUGAGGGUGCUGGAUCCUAGGGCGUCGGAGAUCUCGUUUGUGCGGACUACCUGCCAGAGCAAGCAAUCGUUGUACGUGAGUUGUGGACAGUUGGAAUGUGGAGUUCAGUCCGCUCUGCCGAGCAAUCCCAACGUGGGUCUGUCCAAGAUGGCUUCGCCGGGCGAUUGGCCCUGGAUGGUAGCUUUGUUCCGUGCGGAUACGCACGUUUGCGAUGGAACGCUGGUUUCUUCGGAUUGGGUGCUCACAACGGAGUCUUGCUUCCAAGGUCAAGCGAAAGCAACGUGGAUGGCAAUUUUCGGAGCAGUACGUUUGUCCUCCAACGCACCUUGGACGCAACGCCGGAGAAUCAUCGGUAUGGUGAAAUCACCCGUUGAAGGCAGCACCGCCGCUUUGGUCCGCCUGGAAAAUCCCGUCAUCUACUCGGACUUUGUCCGCCCGAUUUGCCUGCCGGAUAUUCCCCUAAAGGAAACUAUCGAUCGCAGCGACAACAUCGUAACUCCUACCCCUCACGCUGAGAAGUUCUCCAAAACGCGCCCGAAGAAACGCCUCAAGGAGUACCGACAGUACUUCGAAACCCCUGGAGAUGACGAUUCUUCUGACGACUACACCGAAGAUGCCGAAUCUUCUCGCUACACGACCAACGAGUUCAACGUGGAGUUCACCGACGAAGGUUCCCAGAUCCCCAAAGCAGAAGCCGUCCAAGUCACCGGAACCAAGAACCCGUACCCGCUCCCGGAAAACUCCCCGCAGACCAACAACUACAUCUCCACGUUGAACUACAUUGGCAGCGGCUUCCAACCACCAAAGUCCAAACAAACCGUCUGGACCAACUGCAACACGCUAGGCUGGAGUCGCCAACGCGAUCACCUGCAGCGAGUACAGCUCAAGAUCAGCGAUAUGAAGCCCUGUGAGAACAUCUCGAUCGCAACGGUGAACAGCAUGUGCACGGAAGCGGCCUAUCACAAGCAGGACUGCAGCGAAGAGGAGUUCGCUGGGAGUCCCGUAGUAUGUCUACUCCCCACCGAAAGGAAAUGGGCACUGGUGGGAGUUGCCUCGUGGAGAAUCGCUUGUGCCCCGAACGGAAUCGAGCGACCUCGCAUGUACGACAAGAUCACGUCCAACACCCAAUGGAUUCGGGAAACGAUCGCCGCCACGGUGUAGCACUCAAUCCUCCGGAGUUCCCCGAGAAGAGGUAGUGAUCAACUCGAUGUGCAAAUAUUAAGCUUAGUGUGAAUGCGUGACGGGGAGUGCAAGGUGCGUGCGGAGAGAACGUUCCAAAGGAUGAUGCAAAGCGACACAUAAUGCCAUUUGAUUACCUUGAGAUCGUCGUGCGAUGGUCUGGUUCCCUUUCCGAGCAUGUGGUUAUGGGGGAAAGUCUGAAACAUGUACGUUUUAUAACCGAAAGAACGAAAAUGUAGAAAUGUUAUGUACACCCUUUUUUUGUUUCUCGCGACAAUUAAUAUCCUAACGAUCUAAUCACCUGUGAGACAACGAAACUUGUUUUUGUACGAGCAGCUCAAACAACUGUGUAUAAAGCAAAAUUUAUAUUAUUUUUAAACCUAUUUUAACUGUACGAAUUACGCUGUUGUAUUACUGUUAUAGAAAUCUUUAACUGAAAUUAUUCUCUAGAAGUGUAAAAAAUCGUGCGACAAUCCGAAACACUAUGCGAAUAAAGAUAUUGUAACAAAUUUAAUAUCUUAUAACAUUA
This is a messenger RNA of Aedes aegypti (yellow fever mosquito), 4970 nucleotides long. RefSeq lists its product as uncharacterized. Gene Ontology annotation, biological process: proteolysis. Bases 1241 to 4423 code for a protein of 1060 amino acids. The record is from RefSeq and is a predicted model, not a curated record. NCBI's taxonomy places the organism in Eukaryota, Metazoa, Arthropoda, Insecta, Diptera, Culicidae. The transcript has 9 exons. Gene Ontology annotation, molecular function: protein binding; serine-type endopeptidase activity.